UUGGCAUCCAAAACGAGCUAUAUUUCAUAUUUACACAUCAUAAUGGCAAGCUUGAUUAGCAAAAAUAAUCAUGUUUUUGUUUUCGCUAUGAUUUUCGGUCUAAUUGGAGCAUAUUAUGGAAACAUUAAGGUAGGAAAUGGGCAAUGCAAUGGUGAUUUGCAAGGGCUUAUAACACAAUGUGCAGUGUUUGUCCAAAAACCAGGUCCACCAAUGGAUCCAUCUUCAGCAUGUUGUAAUGUGUUAAAAAAUAUUGAUGUUGCAUGCAUGUGUACGCAUAUUACUUCACAGGUUGAGCAGCUCAUUAGCAUGCCUAAAGCUAUGCACUGUCUUCAGAGCUGUGGCAAGUCCAUGGCUCAUGGCUCCAAGUGCGGAAGUUAUACAGUUCCAUAAGCAGGAAAUAAAGAGGAUCUGAUUCAUCUAUGACAGUUAGCUGUUGUAGCAUCUUUCCACAAGGUUUAGGCUUGUUAUGGUUAAUUUAACUAGUUUAUCGUAAGUUUAAGUAGUUACCCUAGUUAAUUUUUCUAAGAUUUUUUUUAUUUUUUUAUUAUUUUUUAACCCUUUAGGUGUUAGUGUUAAAUUAGUUUGUCACUUCAUAUGUAUGAACUUCCAUUAUCUCAGGUGUUAUUGAGUUAGUUUUUAUUACAUCUUCAACGUCAUAUCCCAAAAUGCGUGUUAAUGUUCACUAUUGAGUAGUACUUAACUAUGUAAUGAUUGCUUCAAAAAACAAAAACUAUGUAAUGAUAAUAGGUGCAGUGGUUUAAUUAGGUGAAUCCGGAUUAACGGGUGUCUUAAAAUGAAUUAUCAGUUGAGGUACUUCCAUAUAAGAAUCAGAUGAGGUGGUUU
Messenger RNA from Chenopodium quinoa (quinoa), 843 nucleotides. RefSeq lists its product as uncharacterized. The coding region runs from base 43 to 390 and encodes 115 amino acids. The record is from RefSeq and is a predicted model, not a curated record. NCBI's taxonomy places the organism in Eukaryota, Viridiplantae, Streptophyta, Magnoliopsida, Caryophyllales, Amaranthaceae. The transcript is spliced from 2 exons.